GUGCAAAAGUAUUGUUUUGUAAUUAUCAUACGCGUGGAAGGUUAAAAAUUGUUACACAUUCGCGGGUUUUUUUUUUUCUCACUUUUUUUAUGAUAUUUUAGAAUGCCCGCAAAUAGAAAUUUCGCGUCAGGCCGAUUUUGAAGGAGUCAAAAGUGUAUACAAAAUAAUCUAUGCGAUUUGUAGAUCGUGCAACAAUCUAGAUCUGUAUAUGUCGACGCACUCGUCAUCCCACUCUAAUAGACAAAGUAGUGUGGAAGAUGUCGACGAUAUUUUUCAAGCACCCAUCUCGUUACCCAUAGAUAACAGAAAGAGAGCGUACUCGGUUGACGAUGACGAUGACACCGAAGGUCAACUAGUGAAAGAAGUGACGUACAACUGUUCCUUAUGCGAAAAACCUUUGACUAAUGACUGGCAUCAACCCAUGAGUCUUAAGUGUGGCCAUGUGUUCGGAGGCAGUUGCCUGAAGAAACAUAUAAAAUCUAUGAUUCGAAAUCUAAAUUAUGCAGAAUGUCCGCUCUGUCAUAAAAAUGUCAAAAAGUCUGAACCAAGAAAAGUAUGGGCUACAUUAACGAUAACUGAAAAGCAUGAAGAUCUACAUCCACUGAAGCAUGAAUUAGAGGAGGCACGUAGAAGAAUCGAACUUCUCCAACAGGAAAUAGCCACAGUACAUGCAGAGAUCGAUGAGUAUAAACAUAAACUAGACAACAUCAAUACUGUAUCUUUGACACAAGAAGAGUUGUCUAGUGCUUCGCAAGAGCUGCAUUCACAGAAUCAUUUUAUUCUUAAAGACAGGAUAGCAGCUGAUAAUGAGUGUUUUAGCCUGGUUGAAUCAAAUCCCUUGAUGAACAUGAUUACUAUUUCGUGCUAUAAUUCCGCAACGAGAACGUUUGGUGUUCGAAAAUGUAAUUUGUAUGAUUUGUCAGUCACAGAAUUUAUUCCUUUAGAUCAUCAGGCUACAGUAAAAGCCAUGAAACUUUCCGAUCAAGGCACGUUAUUAUCAACUGGAAACGAUAGAACUUUAAAAUUGACGUCUUUGACUAACAACCGUGUCAUACAAUCAUAUACCCUUGACUCGCCUGGCAUCAGUUGUUGUAUUGAUGAAGAGAAUCCCAACUCUCUUUUAUGUGGCGGGCAAAACGGAGAACUUUAUAUUUUUGACCUUAGAAACACCAGCGGGUAUGUCAACAAGCUUGUCAAACCAGCUAAUACGGCCCCUAUUCGUUCUAUUGUGCCCUAUCCAAACAACAAGUAUAUAUGUAUGGACAGCUCUAACAUUUAUAUCUGGAACAAGGAGGUUGCAGAAGGAGGAGAUGAAUUUGUUUACUCUUCUUUGAACAAUGGAUCUAGUGAAAUUGAUUUGGUUACUGAGCACUUAUCACUGAGGUUCAAUGAUGGUUUAUUUUGUUCAUUAGAAAGGUCACAGUUGUUUACAACGGCUUCCAUUUGGUAUCUGUCGGAUACUCUCAAUAUUGUUACCGACUGGUCUUACGACACACAGCAUCCCUUUAACGAUAUUCAGCACUUUUCACGAGAUGAGAAGGAUCCCUAUAUCUGCUAUCUUCUAAAUGAUGAAAUAACAGUACGAGAUAGGACGGAUAAGCUUCAGACUAUUUAUUCAACCAUGCCCAUAAUUGAUUGGAAGUAUAUGAGAGCUCAGAAGAGUCAUCUAUUGGCAGUGCUGUCAUCCGGUGAGUUACGAUUGUUCGAAUUUAAUUAAAAAAUUCAUUAUACCCUUAUAAUCUGUAUUUAUAAAUAAAAUACCCUGAAGCCAUGCUCUGCAAUCGUACAAUGACUCUCGCG
Messenger RNA from Mycotypha africana, 1800 nucleotides. RefSeq lists its product as uncharacterized. The coding region runs from base 209 to 1717 and encodes 502 amino acids. The record is from RefSeq and is a predicted model, not a curated record. Gene Ontology annotation, molecular function: protein binding; ubiquitin protein ligase activity. Gene Ontology annotation, cellular component: nucleus. Lineage: Eukaryota; Fungi; Mucoromycota; Mucoromycetes; Mucorales; Mycotyphaceae. The transcript is spliced from 5 exons. Gene Ontology annotation, biological process: interstrand cross-link repair; protein ubiquitination.